Molecule: messenger RNA, 929 nt
Organism: Ochotona princeps (American pika)
Lineage: Eukaryota; Metazoa; Chordata; Mammalia; Lagomorpha; Ochotonidae
Gene: ANKRD39
Product: ankyrin repeat domain 39
Exons: 4
Coding region: 70-624 (184 amino acids)
Molecular function (GO): protein binding
Source: RefSeq, a predicted model, not a curated record
UCUUCCGUCUCCGCGGUGCAUCCCGAGUGGGCGUCCGACAGCUGGCGUGCAGGCGCCUGAGCUGCAGCCAUGGCGGCUCCGCGUCCGUGCGUGGACGGGGGGACCUGCUGCUCUCGCCCCGGUGCCGUGCCCGGCGUGCAGCAGACGCUGGAGGAGAUGGACUUCGAGAGGGGAAUCUGGUCAGCAGCCCUGAACGGAGACCUGGGCCGAGUAAAGUACUUCAUCCAGAAAGCCAUGGACCCAAGUCAGCCCGACUCUGCCGGUUACACUGCUCUGCACUAUGCCAGUCGCAACGGACACUAUGCUGUGUGUCAGUUCCUGCUGGAGAGUGGGGCCAAGUGUGACGCGCAGACCCACGGGGGCGCCACUGCACUGCACCGGGCCAGCUACUGCGGGCACACCGAGAUCGCACGGCUGCUGCUAUCCUAUGGCUCCAACCCCAGGCUGGUAGACGAUGACGGCAUGACCAGUCUUCAUAAGGCCGCGGAGAACGGCCACACAGACAUCUGCUCCAUGCUGCUGCAGCACAGCCCAGCCCUGAAGGCCGUCCGGGACCGGAAAGCACGGCUGGCGUGUGACCUGCUGCCUCGCAACAGUGACCUGCAGGACCUGCUGGCCAGCUGAGCUGCCACCCCACGGGUCAGGCUGCCCUGGAAGGUUUCACUGACUCACUGUCCUUGACUCUGCCCUUGCCCUAGAUGCUCCCGAGCCUCAGGGAGGGGAACUGAGGCCAGAAGAGGCCCAUUGGGCCUCAGCAGAAGUGAGGGAUUCCAUAGGGAGAGCUUUGCAGGGGGCAGGAAGUGGUUAAGCCUGGUCUGAUGAUUAUGUUCUGAAUGCGUCCCCUUUUGGGAAAAAGAAUAAAGUGAUAUGCCGACCUCCUUCCGUAUCCAAGGUGGAAGCCCGGAUACAAGAGCACAGCUGUGCAUUCA